Messenger RNA from Oncorhynchus kisutch (coho salmon), 1629 nucleotides. Its product is annotated as calmodulin regulator protein PCP4. Gene Ontology annotation, cellular component: cytoplasm. Lineage: Eukaryota; Metazoa; Chordata; Actinopteri; Salmoniformes; Salmonidae. The record is from RefSeq and is a predicted model, not a curated record. The transcript has 3 exons. Bases 420 to 614 code for a protein of 64 amino acids. Gene Ontology annotation, molecular function: calcium ion binding; calmodulin binding.
AUUUCCUAUACAACUUGCAGUGCCAUUAACAUUGGAUGACAUUAGCUGCUUUGCAUUUCAUGAAAACAUCUGGAUAGCUUUGAUGUGUCGUCUACACUGUGCUGUGGCAACAGAAGUGGUAUUGGUUUGUUUGAUCUAAUAAUCAGCUGAGGUGACAAUAACUUGAUAAUGCUGCCUUUACGUACGACUAUAAUGCAUGUUUGAGCUCUGAGUGGUGAUUUGAGAUAGUGCCGACGGCAUUCCUAUUGGUUUAAUGGAAACGUGAUGACAUGUAAGAUUUACUCACGUAGUAUAAAACCUCCCCUCUAUAACGGAUCCAAGACAUCGUGGACAGGACUUCUUACCAGUGACAACUGUACAUCAACUGUAUAUCAAAUACUGGAAUCAUCCUAGCUGCCACACUACAACACUUGGGAAUCAUGAGUGAGAGACAAGGAUCUGGAGCGAUGAGUGGAAACAGCAAACCUGCUGGACAAGAUGACUCUAAGGCUGCUCCUGAGGAGGACUUUGCGGACAUCGACAUGAAGGCUCCGGAGACGGAGAAGGCUGCUGUGGCCAUCCAAUCACAGUUCCGGAAGUUCCAGAGCAAGAAGAAGCAGGAAGUAAAGUCCUAGAGUGGGCAGGACAGAGCCGGGCAGCUCUGUCUCCCAUAGGCCGGGACUGCACCAGUUGGGGGUUUGGUCUUGCAUGUCAAUCAAACCACACCGUUAUGGACUCAACUGAGGGGGAGUUAAGGGGAAGAGGGAAGGCUAGAGGGAGGGGUCAGGGUUCAAGGAUCAAGGGGUCACUGAUAUCUUUGAAAUGAUUAUAUGUAACUUAUUAAUUGAUCGCUGUGUCCAUAAAUGAUGGUUAAGUUCUGGAUAAAUCUUGAUCUUUCCUAUGAUUUUGCUAUUUUCGUUUUUUUAAUGAUACUGUAAUACUACUACACUCUAUAUUUUCCAGUUGCUGUAGCAGUCCAAACCCUUAGUAGUCCUCUCAUGUCUCUCUCAUGUCGUGUACGCUGCAAUAUACCCAUUUGAACAAUAAAACGCUGCUUGAUAAGUAGGUUUCCUCGUAAAGCAAUUAAGAAACUGGAACCAGGGUUCUAUCACCCUCAGGCGGAACAUGUAGCCAAAUGUAUUGUGAAGAUUGAUCGUCAGAUUCUGCAUUCUUUUCAACUGUGGCAUCAUAAAUCUAAAGAUUUUUUCCCCUAGUAUGUCUGUUAUUAAGGGUGUUUCCCUCUCGUUGUGGGGAGUGUUUCCAGACAUUCCAGCUUGUCUUGUUUGAUCCCUCCCAGUUAUCGCAGCGCCCAGUGGCUGAUGCAUUUAGAAUUUAAUCAAUGGCUACAAUUUGCUUUCCAAUGUCUCCGGUGUCUCAACUUGCCAACUAAAUCUAGGGCUUGUUCCGUUAUUUACAUGAGAAUUGUGGAUUUCCUUCCUUCCCUUCAACUUCAACGUCAAUGGAAAGUGUUUUUAUUUUGUUUGUAUGACUUUGUUUCGACAUGAAUUGUUUUUUAAUGGGUGUUUCUAUUGAAUCCCCAUUGUUUCCUUUUGUUGUUCAAACCCAAAUGAGUGGAAUAUACUGUACAAUACCAUCAAUCUUCAGUAGAGACACGUUCAAAGAAUACUUAAUAAAUAUCCAAGAGGUAAA